Mytilus californianus (California mussel) is the source of this 2993-nucleotide messenger RNA. RefSeq names its product DNA repair protein XRCC4-like. Gene Ontology annotation, cellular component: DNA-dependent protein kinase-DNA ligase 4 complex; nucleus; DNA ligase IV complex. Gene Ontology annotation, biological process: DNA recombination; positive regulation of ligase activity; response to X-ray. The coding region runs from base 125 to 1153 and encodes 342 amino acids. Lineage: Eukaryota; Metazoa; Mollusca; Bivalvia; Mytilida; Mytilidae. The transcript has 11 exons. Gene Ontology annotation, molecular function: DNA binding. The record is from RefSeq and is a predicted model, not a curated record.
UUAGAAUAUUUGCAGUGUCUAGCAAAAGUUGUAAAGACUGAGUACAGUCUAGAAAUUGAUUGAUGGUCGCAGAUAUUUGAAUUUCUUACAUAGUAACCCAUAUUUAUAGUAAAACUUUACCAGCAUGAAAUCCUUGGUUAAAUUAGAUUUGUUGGACGGGAAUGGCUGCUUUCUGCAAACAGACUAUCAGGAUGAUGGGAAAUCAGGUUUCAAGCUUACCUUGAUUGAUGGCAUAGAUGUUUGGAAAGGUCAAGUUUCUGAAGAUGAUCUAGAUAAUCUCAGAUUAACUAUCAAGAUGGAUCUAAAUACAUUUACUAGACAGACGUUACAGGCAUUGACAAAAUCAGGAGGAAAAGACAUUGUUUUUAAUUACCAAGUCAAACGUAAAAAAGAUAACAGUAUAGAGUUGAUCUGGAAGAAACAUGUUGCAGCAGAAGAUAUUACAUUUCAGUUAGGCAGAGCUACACUCAAGUCCUCAACAUCUGCCACUGAUGCCAUUAGUUCUGUCCUCAAUUAUUGUAUUGAAUGUGCAAAAUCACAGCAGGUAGAAAUAGCAACAUUACAAACAGAUAAUGACAGAUUGUCUCAAGAAAGAGUUAAUGCUUUAAAGAGAUUGGAAAAGUGUGUUGUGGCAAAGGAAGAAUUAGAAAGGGAUCUUUAUUCUAAAUUUGCAGCAAUUUUAAACAGUAAAAAAGAGAAGAUCAGAGAAUUGAAAGAAUCUGGAGGUGUUGCAGUAAAUAAUGGGGAACCUGGACCUUCAAGAACAACAACGCAAAGUAGUAAACGUCCAGCAAAAAAGAUGAAUUAUAGUGAUGAUGAAAACACUACUGAUGAUGAGGGGGUCACACAACACAGUAAGAAAGCAAAGCAAUCAAAUCGAUCAAUGGACGAUGAUUCCUUAGUCCUCGAAGAUGAGCAUGAAGACAAACCAAGAGCUGUUGCAAGGCCAAGACGAACCAGGGAGACAAACAAGAAAACACCUAAUUCUAAACCAGUUCUACCUAAAGUUUCCUCAAAGGAUUCAAAUACAAGUUUAUCAGAAAGACCAUCAACAAGUAGAUCAUCAGAGAGACCAUCAAGUACAAGGAAAUCCAGGGCAUCCUCAGGCAAUUCAUAUGACAAUGAUGCUGACGCCAUGCUUGAUGAAAUAUAAUUGGUUAAAAUAAAAAUGCAAUUGUGAUUUUUUUGUAUUUCAGGGACAAAUUGAUUACUGUAUCAAAUGAAAACCAUCAAAUUUAUCUUUUGUGGAUUCAUUUAUUUUCGUGGGUACCAAUUUUCGAUGAUUGAGGAAAACUUGCAUUUUUCUGGAUAUUUAAUUUCCUGGUUUUGCCCAAGUCUGCUAACAAUUCUAUAGGAAAUUUGUAAUUCGUUAAACAUUUAAUUUUGUGUUCCACCUGUAACCACUGUAAUCCUGGAAAAUUGGUAUCCAAUAAAUAAUAAUGAAUCCACAGUGUUAGGUAUUGCUGAAAUUAAUGUAUUAGCUUUACAUUAUCCCACCAUUGAUUUUUUAUUUCAAAUUUUCUGAAUAUAUAUCCUUUGUAUUUUGACAUAGUGAUCCAAAAAUGGAAAUUGAAUUCUACUGAAAUGUAUUCAAUAAUACAGGGACUAAGGGUGAUAAACCAAACUCUACCUGUAUGACGCAAAAAUCUUUUUCUAUCUUGUGUAUGUUAAAUUAUGUGUUUGAAAACUUAUUUAUCUUACCUCCUAUACAUUUCUAGGAAUAUGAUUGGUUAAAAGUAACCGUGUGGAGACUCUGUAUAUUCCAUAUUAGGUUAGUAGGGUUCCAUAUUAGGUUAGUAGGCGGGGUUUAUUUCAAUACAUGGUUAGUAGUGGUGUUACGUCCCUUUAUAAAAACAACAAGGUUUUGAGGUAAAAUAUUAAAGGUUUCAGCAGAUGAAGACAUUGAUAAUGAACGAUUGAACUAAAUUCAUAAAACACAUGAACAGCUAACAAGUUGUUAUUAUUGGGAUUUGUUUUUGUAUAGACCAUUGAAAGAAUAGGUUCUCAAUACUAACGGUAUUGAAGACUUGAUCACUUUGAUAGGCCACUAGUCUAAAUACCACAAUGUUAAGGUAGUCGGUAAGAUAAAUUCUGACAUAGUGUGCUAGUGACCUAAUGUGAUAUAUAUGGGGUCAGUAAAUUCCAUAUGGUGAUUCGAGCUUCACUCUCACCCUAUAUGGAAUUUACUGACCCCAUAAAUAUCGUAUUAGGUAACUAGCGCACUAUGUAACUAAUAAUAUUUUUUAUUUAAGACUCAUACUAUUUAUGAUAAUCAUGGAUUUGCUACCAUAUGUAACAUUUUUUUUACAUUCAUCACAUGUAUAGUUGAUAUACAUAUAUCCUUGUAUUUAUAGUAGCUUUACUGUUUAGUAUAUAUGUAGCAUAUGUGUGAACUCCUUUGAGAAAUAAAUUUUGUUUAUAUUUAAUGAAUUAACCACUUGAACAAAUCAAUUUGUUAGCAGAUUAUUGUUAAUAUUCUGUGGAAAUAGUUUUAUAUAAGAGUUUUUUUAGUUAGAUAUUAGACAGAUUUUAUAGGUUUUUUAAGAGAUUUAUAACAAAUGAAUUAAGAUAUUUUCAAUUUUUGGUCAAAACAAAGAAUUCAAAAAGCUACUUUACAAUGAUAUUUCCAGUACAAUUGCUUUGAUUGUUGUUUGCUCAACAUCCAGUAGCAAUAUAGAUAUUUUCUAUGACAAGUAUGAAGACUUUUUACAUUCAGUGGCAAUACAGAUAUUUUCUAUGACGACUUUUUUCCCUUUUUGAUUGAUGGACAUCCAGGAUGACAUGCAGUUGUAAGUUUCCUGUAGUUAGUAUAUUUUAACCAUUAACAAGAAAACAAAUAUGUUGAAUAAAACAAAAAAGCUUUAUUGAAUAAAAGACUAGAUAUAUUGUUUAAAUAAUAUCAAGAUAUAACAUAAUUAUACAUGUAUUUUAAUUCUAAUUCCAGAAAAAGCUAUGUAAAGGCAGCUUAAAAUAAAACCUUUUCAAAAUUUUAA